Molecule: messenger RNA, 900 nt
Organism: Humulus lupulus (European hop)
Lineage: Eukaryota; Viridiplantae; Streptophyta; Magnoliopsida; Rosales; Cannabaceae
Product: ferredoxin, root R-B1
Exons: 2
Coding region: 164-631 (155 amino acids)
Biological process (GO): electron transport chain
Cellular component (GO): plastid
Molecular function (GO): 2 iron, 2 sulfur cluster binding; electron transfer activity
Source: RefSeq, a predicted model, not a curated record
GCUAUAAAUAUUAACAUAACACUAAACUAAACCAACGCUUUGUGAAUCCACUACUAUACCACCACCUCGCUCCUUCCGCCCCAAAUACAAAAACCCUUUCUUCCUUACUUCCUUUUUCAACUCUUGGAUUCAUCUUACAUCGCAUAUCUCCAUCUGUGCAAACAUGUCAACCAUGUCCACAACUGCAAGAAUCCCCUCACAUUGUAUGAUCAAGAGUGUGCCUCAGAACCAACUUGCCAGUGCCAUGGUCAAAUGCCCGUCCACCCUUGGAUCUGUCAAGAACACCUCCAAGACUUUCGGGUUAAAAGCAUCAUCCUCCUCUUUCAGAUCAUCGAUGGCAGUGUACAAGAUUAAGCUCAUCGACCCAGAUGGCAACGAGAAUGAGUUCGAGGCUCCAGAUGAUUGCUACGUUCUAGACGCUGCUGAGACCGCAGGGAUCGAUCUGCCUUACUCGUGCAGGGCGGGGGCUUGCUCUACCUGUGCCGGGAAGAUCGAAUCAGGUAGUGUGGAUCAGUCCGAUGGUGCAUUUCUUGAUGAUAAACAAUUGGGGGACGGCUUUUUGCUGACUUGUGUUUCGUACCCUACUUCGGAUUGCGUGAUUCACACCCACAAAGAACAUGAUCUUUACUGAUGAUUCAAAGUGUAUAAUUUGGUGUUGGAUGGAACUGAGUUUAGGGUAUUUAUUGAUAAUGAGUUUCUGCCAUUUGAACUCCUUCCUUGGUAUUGUUGUGGUUAUGUUUAGUUUCUAUGAAUUAAUGUUUGUUGUGGAAAAGGCCAUCUAAGCUGAAUAAUAGGAAUGUUUUCUCUGCAUUCUUCAUUCCAUUCCAUCUGGGCUCAGAAUUUUUAGUGCUUUUAAAUGAGUUACAUUCAGUAAUAACUACUAAAAUCAUUUCAACUUCA